Molecule: messenger RNA, 772 nt
Organism: Erythranthe guttata (spotted monkey flower)
Lineage: Eukaryota; Viridiplantae; Streptophyta; Magnoliopsida; Lamiales; Phrymaceae
Source: RefSeq, a predicted model, not a curated record
UCAACGGCUACAAACAGCUGGUGCAACUUAAGCCAGUAGACAGCAGCACACCUGAUCUAAUCAGAUUAUGUCAUCUCUGCUAUAUAUUAGUCAGGCCAUCCUUCUCAACUGUCACUUGAAUCAGUCCACAAAAGAAUAUAAAUCCAAAAAGCAAAAUUAGAAAUUGAGAGAGAGAGAGAGAGAGAGAGAGAGAGAGAGAGAGAGAUCAUAAUCACACACACACACACACACUCGUUGAGUAAAAAUAUGGCAUACAGAAGAAGCACAAGUUCCUCAAUAAUGGAGGCUUUCUCAUUAAACCCUAUGCCAUAUCCAGUUCUGCUAUUCUCUUGUCUGAUCUUCCUCUUCCUCGGCCUUCAAUGGUACGUUUCGUACGAAUCAGUAGUCGAAGCUGCUGAGGAGAGUAUGGGGUGGCUGUUAAUGGCUGCCCCACUUGUCUUGUUGUUUGCCGUUAGGUGGCUGUCGACUCUUGAGAACCGGCCGGAGUGGUGGUUCCCCGGCACUUCUCCGCCGUGGGACAGUCGCCGGAGGAACUACUUCCGGUCGUCGGAGGAAGGUGGCUCGCCAUGGGGGGUGGCGGCUUUGAUAGUGUUGUUGCUUGUGUUGGUGCAGUACCAGUCUGUGUUUCUUGAAAGUUGGUUUGUAUGAGGUCAUUUUGCUAUAUGAAUUAUGACUUUAUAGUUUUUAUUUUCUUUUAAUGCAUUUUUAAGAAGUGUUAAUGGCUGUUUUUCUAGUAUUAAUAUUACAUUAACAAGCAAAGCUUGGUUUUUUA